CUCUGCACUAGGAUACUUAUGCUAAGGGAAGGAAUUCUCCAGCAAUGGAUUUGUCCAUGAUGCUACGAUUUCAGGUUAUAGAGGAAACAUUCUAUCUGAAAUCAACCCACUUUACAGUCCAUUAGACGGUUAAUUUUCUAUGCGAUAGCUCCAUUCAAACUACCACUAUACAGUCCCUUUUUCUCGCUCCGGAAACCAUGUCUCUCCAGACUCCCCUUUGCUCAUUGCUGAAGAUUCAGCACCCAGUCCUGCUGGCAGGCAUGGCUCGUGCAUCCGGAGCACCUCUGGCCGCCGCAGUCUCCAACGCAGGCGGUCUGGGAACAGUCGGCGGACUGGGCUAUACCCCCGAGCAACUAUCCGAAAUCCUGACCGAACUCAAAUCACUUCUCAAAGACCCUUCGCUACCAUUUGGCGUUGAUUUGGCCUUGCCGCAGGUCGGCGGAGGAGCACGGGCCACGAACCAUGACUACACCCACGGACAGCUGGACCAGCUCAUCGACGUGGUUAUCUCGCAUGGUGCCAAGCUGUUCGUCUGUGCAGUUGGUGUGCCACCGGAGCGUGUCAUUAAGCGGCUCCACGACGCAGGCAUCCUGAUCAUGAACAUGGUCGGGGCACCCAAGCACGCUGAGAAGGCGUUCAAGCUGGGCGUGGAUAUCGUUUGUGCACAAGGAGGUGAGGGAGGCGGCCAUACGGGCGAUAUUCCGUUUUCAGUCCUCGUACCGGCGGUGGUGGAUGUGGCGAGAAAGUAUAAGAGCCCGUUGACGGGACAGCCUGCGUUGGUUGUUGCUGCCGGUGGUGUCAAUGAUGGCCGGAGCUUGGCUGCGGCAUUGAUGCUGGGCGCCGCGGGGGUUUGGGUGGGAACUAGGUUUGUUGCUUCGGAGGAAAGUGGUGCGAGUCGCUUGCAUAAGGAGGCUGUUGUUGGUGCGCAGUAUGGAGAGACGAAACGGACGCUAGUCAUCUCUGGGAGGCCACUGCGCAUGCUUCCUAAUGAAUAUAUCAAGGAGUGGGAGAAGCGCCCUGAAGACAUUGCUAGAUUGACGGCUCAAGGUAUCGUUCCUAUUGAGCAUGACUUCAAGAACGAUAAAGAUGUCGAUGUGCCGUUUUUGAUGGGCGAUGUUUCGGCGAUUAUUCAGGAGAUCAAACCUGCUGGUGUGAUUGUCCGGGAGAUGGUCCAGCAGGCUGUGGAUAUGCUGAAGAAGGGAGGAUCCUAUAUUAACGGUCCGCCGAGUAGACUUUGAUUGAGGCAUCGGCUCUGCUUUAUCUUUCCCAAGGAUGCUGGUAUAUGUGACAUGAUAUUGGUAUUGCAAAUAAUUUUCAUGAUAGCGUAAUAAGUACGUUU
Messenger RNA from Aspergillus eucalypticola CBS 122712, 1339 nucleotides. Its product is annotated as NAD(P)H-dependent flavin oxidoreductase. Gene Ontology annotation, molecular function: nitronate monooxygenase activity. Bases 198 to 1238 code for a protein of 346 amino acids. The record is from RefSeq and is a predicted model, not a curated record. The transcript is spliced from 2 exons. Lineage: Eukaryota; Fungi; Ascomycota; Eurotiomycetes; Eurotiales; Aspergillaceae.